CACUCUGCUCUCCCUCUCUCCCUGGCCGGCAGAAAGUGCAACUGAUGAGAGAAAGAUCUCUGCAGUGAGAGUGGAGUGGCUCCAUCCAAGAGUGUGAAGAAAGGGGUCAAAAAAAAAAAAAAUUCAAAACCCCAGCUCAGAAUGCAGGCGACAUCCAAUCUUUUCAAUCUCCUGCUCCUGUCUUUGCUGGCUGGCUUAGAUCCUUCCAAGACUCAGAUAAGUCCCAAAGAAGGCUGGCAAGUAUACAGCUCUGCCCAGGACCCUGAUGGACGAUGCAUUUGCACUGUGGUUGCUCCAGAACAAAACCUCUGUUCCCGAGAUGCCAAAAGCAGGCAGCUUCGCCAACUACUGGAAAAAGUUCAAAACAUGUCCCAGUCUAUUGAAGUCUUAAACUUGAGAACACAGAGAGAUUUCCAAUAUGUUCUAAAAAUGGAAACCCAAAUGAAAGGGCUGAAGGCCAAGUUUCGGCAGAUUGAAGAUGAUCGGAAGACACUAAUGACGAAGCAUUUUCAAGAGUUGAAAGAGAAGAUGGACGAACUCCUACCCUUAAUCCCUGUGUUGGAACAAUACAAAACAGAUGCUAAGCUGAUCACCCAGUUCAAGGAGGAAAUUCGCAAUCUUUCUGCUGUCCUCACAGGGAUCCAGGAAGAAAUAGGUGCUUAUGACUAUGAAGAACUACAUCAAAGGGUUCUUAGUUUGGAAACUAGGCUUCGUGACUGCAUGAAAAAGCUAACAUGUGGCAAGUUGAUGAAAAUCACAGGCCCAAUUACUGUCAAGACAUCUGGAACCCGAUUUGGGGCAUGGAUGACAGACCCGCUAGCAUCUGAGAAAAAUAACAGAGUCUGGUACAUGGACAGUUACACUAACAAUAAAAUCGUUCGCGAGUACAAAUCAAUGGCAGACUUCGUCAGUGGGGCAGAGUCAAGGACAUACAACCUUCCUUUCAAGUGGGCAGGAACUAACCAUGUGGUCUAUAAUGGCUCCCUCUAUUUCAACAAGUAUCAAAGUAACAUCAUCAUCAAAUACAGCUUUGAUAUGGGGCGAGUGCUUGCCCAACGGAGCCUGGAGUAUGCUGGUUUUCACAAUGUUUACCCUUAUACCUGGGGUGGAUUCUCUGACAUUGACUUAAUGGCUGAUGAAAUCGGACUAUGGGCUGUGUAUGCUACUAACCAGAAUGCAGGCAAUAUUGUCAUCAGUCAACUGAACCAAGAUACCUUGGAGGUGAUGAAGAGCUGGAGCACGGGCUAUCCCAAAAGAAGUGCCGGGGAAUCUUUCAUGAUCUGUGGGACACUGUAUGUCACCAACUCCCACUUAACUGGAGCUAAGGUGUAUUAUUCCUACUCUACCAAAACCUCCACAUAUGAGUACACGGACAUUCCCUUUCAUAACCAAUACUUCCACAUAUCUAUGCUUGACUACAAUGCAAGAGAUAGAGCUCUGUAUGCCUGGAACAAUGGUCACCAGGUCCUUUUCAAUGUUACACUUUUCCACAUCAUUAAGACCGAGGAUGAUACAUAGGCCAAUGUCACUUGUUUUUCAUUGAUAUAGAGUCAUUUGUGAUCAAUCGUUAAGACCCCAUCUCUUCCUUAUUAUAAAUUUUCAUCAUUUCUCCUUCGCAUUGUUACUGUAAAACUUGGUGUUCUAGAAAACAACUGACUCUGUCUAAAGUAAACUGUUGGAAAUUCAUCUUAAUUCCUAAACUUACAAGGUCAAUCAUGCCCUUGUCAUGAAAAGCACUAAAGGAAGCUUACAUGGUUAAAGUCAUAGUUUUUGCAAAUAAUUCAUUAUCUGCCUUAUAUUAGAGUCAGAGACUAAUGGUGGCUUAACUGCAUGAAUGUCUUUAUUUUUAACUGUCAUUUUUUUUACUGUCCUUUGCUCCACAUCAGGAAAUAUUUUGGUAGGAAUUAGGGAAAAAGAAGCACUUUCCCCCCAUUCAUUUCUAAAAAGAUUAAUUAUUUCAUUUAUAUGGGAAAAUAAUAAUAGUUAUUUUGCUGUUAUACAGUUCUCUGAUGCGGUGCUGUACAGUCAUUUUUAAAUCUCUUGCUAACAUUUAUUGACAAUAUGUAUUUGUACCAU
This is a messenger RNA of Suncus etruscus (white-toothed pygmy shrew), 2076 nucleotides long. It is a transcript of the gene OLFM3, whose product is annotated as olfactomedin 3. Gene Ontology annotation, biological process: signal transduction. NCBI's taxonomy places the organism in Eukaryota, Metazoa, Chordata, Mammalia, Eulipotyphla, Soricidae. Bases 142 to 1518 code for a protein of 458 amino acids. The record is from RefSeq and is a predicted model, not a curated record. The transcript is spliced from 6 exons.